CGCAGAUUCGUGCUGGAUUCAAGAUCAGCCGUAUUCGAGGUAUUCGGCGACCCAAUAUGUUGCAUUAAAAAUCGUCGCGGAUGCGAUAAAAUCCUGGGUUGGAAAUUGGUCGCUGAUAAAAAAUCUUUUUUUUCUGCCAUGCAGGUUUCUAUACCAGGAAAGUCAAGUACACACAGGAGACUUUCUGCGAGAAGUUCCAAGGAAUUCUCGAUGGAUUCCCGAGAUUGCAGGAUAUUCAUCCUUUCCACAAGGAUUUGAUGAACACUCUUUACGAUGCCGACCAUUUCAAGAUCGCCCUGGGUCAGGUCUCAACUGCCAAGCACCUCAUCGAAACCGUUUCCCGCGACUACGUCCGUUUGAUUAAAUAUGCGCAGUCUUUGUUCCAGUGCAAACAGCUUAAGCGCGCUGCGCUGGGUCGUAUGGCCACCAUCUGCAGACGUUUGAAAGAUCCUCUCGUCUACUUGGAGCAGGUCCGCCAGCACUUGGGUCGUCUGCCAUCGAUUGAUCCCAACACUCGGACCCUGUUGAUUUGCGGUUACCCUAACGUCGGAAAGUCCAGCUUCCUGCGCAGCGUCACCCGUGCCGAUGUCGAUGUUCAGCCUUAUGCCUUCACGACGAAGAGUCUGUUCGUCGGGCAUUUUGAUUACAAGUACCUGCGGUUCCAGGCCAUCGACACCCCUGGUAUUCUGGAUCACCCUCUGGAGGAAAUGAACACCAUUGAAAUGCAAUCCAUUACCGCAGUUGCUCACCUUCGUUCCGCCAUUAUGUACUUCAUGGAUCUGUCCGAGCAGUGUGGAUACUCCGUUGCCGAUCAGAUCAAGCUCUUCCACAGCAUUCGACCCCUUUUUGCCAACAAGAUUGUGUUCCUUGUGAUCAACAAGAUCGAUGUCAGACGGCCAGAGGACUUGGAGCCCGAGUACCAGCAAGAGAUCCAGAACAUCCUCAACUCCGGAGAUGUUGAAAUCUUGCAGGUGUCUUGCACCACCACCGAAGGUGUGACUGGGGUGAAGAACGCUGCUUGCGACAAGCUUCUGGCUGAGAGAGUUUCGCAAAAACUCAAGUCUGGUUCCAACAGCGCUGGUGCCCCUGGUGGCCGACUUGGCGAUGUCCUUUCCCGUAUCCACGUCGCUCAGCCUACGGGUGGUGUGCAACGUGAGACCUUCAUUCCCGAUGCUGUGAAGAACCUGAGGAAAUACGACAAGGACGACCCGGAGCGCAAGAAGCUCGAGCGGGACAUCGAAGAAGAGAACGGUGGUGCUGGUGUCUACAACAUCGACCUCAAGAAGACCUACGACCUGGCGGACGACGAGUGGAAACACGACAAGAUCCCCGAAGUCUGGAACGGCAAGAACGUCUACGACUUUGUGGACCCGGAUAUCGAGGCCAAGCUCGCUACUCUGGAAGAGGAAGAAGAGAAACUGGAGCAGGACGGAUACUACGAGUCCGACGAGAGCAUCGAAGAUGUAGAGGAGGCGGACACCCGCAUGAAAGCGGACCUGAUCCGCGAGAAGCGCGUACUGAUGCGCAACGAGGCCAAGAUGCGCAAAUCCCUCAAGAACCGCGCCCAGAUCCCCCGUACUGCCAAGUCCAAGAAGCUCUCCCAGAUGGAGAAAGCCCUGGACUCUGCCGGAUACGAUGUCGACGCUGCUGCUGCCCGUGCCCGUUCACAGAGCCAGACCCGCGGCCGCCCGCUUACUCGCGACACGGACGACAACAACGACGGCGAUGCUAUGGAUGUCGACGCAGACCCCCGCCAGGCGAUUGCCAAGGCCAAGGCCCGCGCUCGCAGCCAGGCAGCUACGAACCGUCUGGAGGAUGGUGUUCAAGACGCAGAGCAGCGCACCAAGGCCGACCGUCUCAAGAAGCUGGGACAGAAGAAGAUGAACCGGAUGGCGAGAGCAGGAGAAGCAGACAGACACACGACGGCAUCGCUGCCGAAGCACUUGUUCGCCGGAAAGCGCACAAUCGGCAAGACACAACGUCGUUAAGGACUUGGAUAGGGACGUUGACGAAGCGACGAAGUCCGAUCUUAAUAUUGCUUUUAUUGAUAUUGGAAUUCCGGGU
Messenger RNA from Aspergillus ruber CBS 135680, 2064 nucleotides. Its product is annotated as putative GTPase NOG1. Gene Ontology annotation, biological process: ribosomal large subunit biogenesis. The record is from RefSeq and is a predicted model, not a curated record. The transcript is spliced from 3 exons. Gene Ontology annotation, cellular component: nucleolus. Lineage: Eukaryota; Fungi; Ascomycota; Eurotiomycetes; Eurotiales; Aspergillaceae. Bases 258 to 1988 code for a protein of 576 amino acids. Gene Ontology annotation, molecular function: GTP binding; GTPase activity; RNA binding.